AGAUGUCGACAGAAGCUCUUGUGUUCAAAGUAAAGCAAUUUUUAGUUAUAUUUUUAGUUUAAUUAUAUUCGGGUUGUUAAUUACGUUAUUAUUGGCAACUUCAAGAAAAACUUUAAUUCAAAUACGAAAAUCAUUUUAUUUUGCAAUUGAAAACUUAUGUUAGUGCAUUAUUCGUGUUAAAUAUUCCUAUGUAUGUGAUUUAGUUAGACAGUCUAGUACUUGUGAAAACAAAAAUGGCUAGUACGUCCAGUGAUCAAACUAUUAUUGCUCAAAAGACUUGGGAGAUGUCAAAUAAUGUUGAAACAAUUAACGCAGUUGAUGAAAUAUACAGAUAUGAUAGACAAGAACAACAAGAUAUAUUAGCUGCUAAGCCAUGGGAAAAAGAUCCUCAUUUUUUCAAAGAUAUAAAAAUCUCAGCAUUAGCAUUGUUAAAAAUGGUAAUGCAUGCACGUUCUGGUGGAACGUUAGAAGUAAUGGGUCUUCUGCUUGGAAAGGUAGCAGCAAAUACAAUGAUUGUUAUGGAUUCUUUUGCAUUACCUGUUGAAGGGACAGAAACAAGAGUUAAUGCCCAAGCUCAGGCAUACGAAUACAUGACUGCAUAUAUAGAAGCUGCAAAACAGGUUGGGAGACAAGAGAAUGCUAUUGGUUGGUAUCACAGUCAUCCAGGAUAUGGAUGUUGGUUGUCAGGUAUCGAUGUUUCUACGCAAAUGCUUAACCAAAAUUUUCAAGAACCAUUUGUUGCUAUUGUAAUUGAUCCUGUACGAACUAUUUCUGCGGGUAAAGUUUGCUUAGGUGCAUUUAGAACUUAUCCAAAGGGAUAUAAACCAGCUAAUGAGGAACCAUCAGAAUAUCAAACAAUACCUUUAAAUAAAAUUGAAGAUUUUGGUGUUCAUUGUAAACAAUAUUAUUCUUUAGAAGUAUCAUAUUUUAAAUCGUUAUUAGAUAAACGAUUAUUGGAUUCUUUAUGGAAUAAAUAUUGGGUGAACACUCUUAGCUCUUCUAGUCUAUUGACAAAUGCAGAUUAUACUACAGGACAAAUAUCUGAUUUGUCUGAUAAAUUAGAACAGUCGGAAGUUGCACUUGGAAGAGGAUUUGUUUUAGGUGGAACAGAUCCACAUGAUCGUAGUACAGUUGAAAAACUUAUCAAAGCAACACGUGAUAGUUCUAAAACUACGAUUGAAGUUAUACAUGGUUUAAUGGCACAAAUUAUUAAAGAUAAAUUAUUUAAUCAAGUUGGAACAAAUAUGACAGAUUCUCGUUAAACGCCAUUCAAUUAUAUUAAUUCAUAAGUUAAUUUUUAAAUAAGCCAAACAAAUGUAUUUAUAAUAAAAGCAAUGUGUGUUAUAAUUAAUACUUGUUACAUACACAACUUUUCUGUUUUCAAGUUGUAGUUUUUCAUAUCUUCUUAUUACAUAAAUAUGUAACUUAUAGAAAAUAUAGAGGAAGUAUCGUUAUUUCUGCAAUAAUCUUUUUAAUUAGAUGAUUUUCAAAACAAACGUACGAAACGUAUACUUUAAAGAUUUAGUGGAAUAAAAAUACAUUUUAUUUUCACACCUUGAUUUGCUAGAAUGUAUAUAUACAGCAUCUUUAUCAUUACUCAAUAUCUUCACAAUUGAUUUAUAUAUACACAUAUAUAUAUAUAUAUAUAUAUAUAUAUAUAUAUAUAUGUAUAUAUUUAUAUUUAUAUUCAUAUUUAUAUUUAUUUAUAAUUAUAUUUAUAAAACUAAUAUAGCAUUGAGAACAAGUAGGCAGAGCACACCCCACUGAAGGGCUGAUACUGUGUCACAGACUUUAGGACAAGGCCACUCAGAAACACACCCACCUGUUCUGCUUUCGCACUCCAAACAUUCAUAUCGCACAACAUAUAAAGGGACGGAGCUAAAAUGCGCGUACAAUUAUACUAAUAACAUAUCUAACAAUAUUUCAUAAUGUUAAUGAAAAUCCGGCAUGAUCAAAGAAGCCUAAUUCCACUAAAAUCAACUAAGGAUGUGCUAAAUUUUUAACCAUAUGUAUUAAACCUAUGAAACUUAUAAAACUAUACUGUAACAUGCUAACAUUAGAUUUAAUUUAAUAAAAUUAAGUACAUUAUUCUUCUGUUAGUUUACAUGUAUAAAAAACUGAAAAAUAA
Molecule: messenger RNA, 2128 nt
Organism: Vespula pensylvanica (western yellowjacket)
Lineage: Eukaryota; Metazoa; Arthropoda; Insecta; Hymenoptera; Vespidae
Product: COP9 signalosome complex subunit 5-like
Exons: 5
Coding region: 234-1262 (342 amino acids)
Biological process (GO): protein deneddylation
Cellular component (GO): cytoplasm; COP9 signalosome
Molecular function (GO): metallopeptidase activity; deNEDDylase activity; protein binding
Source: RefSeq, a predicted model, not a curated record